Molecule: messenger RNA, 1982 nt
Organism: Durio zibethinus
Lineage: Eukaryota; Viridiplantae; Streptophyta; Magnoliopsida; Malvales; Malvaceae
Product: Protein kinase superfamily protein
Biological process (GO): protein phosphorylation
Molecular function (GO): ATP binding; protein kinase activity
Source: RefSeq, a predicted model, not a curated record
GCAAAAUCCAAAAAAAAAAAAAAAAAUCAGUUAUCUAUCCAGGAAAGAAACUCUCUCUUUUAAGACAUUCUCGCUUUCUCCCUCUCCUCCCCUUUUUUUCUCAUAGUUUGUAGGUUUUUCUUAGUUCCCCCUUUCCGUGGUGUUGGUUCCCCUUUUUGCCAAUUGGAUCGGUGUAUUUCCUGGCGACCACUUGGGAUUGGGUCUUACCCAGAUCGGAUCCGGACCCCUUUUUUCGCAACAUUGACUCAAAUUUCUUCAUUUAGAAUUAGAUGCGAUGCCCUUGUAAAAUAUAAUGUGACAUAUUUUUGUUAAAACAAUGGGGAGGUAAAAUCCAAUUCAGAUUAAUUUUCAGAGUGUGGGUCGGAUUAAUGGGGAUUUGUUUUAGUAUUGAGGAACAGCUGCAUCAACAUCAAGAUCACCAAUCUCUCAGCAAGCGUCCAGAAAUGCAGGAGUCACCUGAAACCAAAAAGCCAAGCAUCAUUCCUUUGACAGCCAAGGAUGUUAAAGAUCUACGGCAGAAUUCUGGAUAUACCAAUGUUGAUAGAUUCACAUAUGAGGAGACAAGGUUGGCUACAAAGCAAUUCCGGCCAGACUAUAUUCUUGGUGAAGGUGGCUUUGGGGUUGUUUAUAAAGGAGUUAUAGAUGAGAAUGUGAGGCCUGGUUACAAAUCUACAGCAGUCGCUGUUAAGGAGCUUAAUCCUGAUGGGUUCCAAGGUGACAGAGAAUGGCUGGCUGAAGUCAAAUAUCUAGGGCAACUCAGCCAUCCAAAUCUUGUGAAGCUCAUUGGAUACUGUUGGGAGGAUGAACAUCGGCUUCUUCUCUAUGAAUACAUGGCAAGUGGGAGUCUCGAAAAACAUCUUUUUCGCAGAGUUGGUUGUAGUUUGACUUGGUCAAAAAGAAUGAAGAUUGCUUUAGAUGCAGCAAAAGGGCUUGCUUUUCUUCAUGGUGCAGAAAGACCUAUCAUAUACCGUGACUUCAAGACAUCAAACAUCUUGCUGGAUGCGGACUUCAAUGCAAAGCUCUCAGACUUCGGGCUUGCAAAGGAUGGACCAAUGGGAGACAAGACCCAUGUGUCAACACGAGUGAUGGGCACCUACGGAUAUGCUGCACCUGAAUAUGUGAUGACUGGCCAUUUAACAGCAAGAAGUGAUGUUUAUGGAUUUGGAGUAGUGUUAUUAGAGAUGCUCCUUGGAAGAAGAGCAAUGGACAAGAGCAGGCCUAGCCGAGAACAUAACCUUGUUGAGUGGGCUCGUCCCCUCUUGAACCAUAAUAAGAAGCUUAUGAGGAUCUUAGACCCUAGAAUGGAAGGUCAGUACUCUUCUAGUACUGCAAUGAAGGUAGCGAAUUUGGCCUACCAAUGCCUUAGCCAAAACCCAAAAGGGAGACCUCUCAUGAGCCAAGUGGUUGAAUUACUUGAGACUUUUCAGUCCAAAGAGUUCAGUCAUGAAGAGGCAAUGCUUCACACUGGGGCCAGUGGCAUAACCCUUUAUGAAGCUCCCAGUCAUUCCCCUCAUACCCCUGUGAAGAAGAGGAAUCCUGCCAGAAGUGAAAGUCACAGAGAAGGCGGUGCACAUGGAAGCAAAGGAGCAAACGGAAGAAGCAAGAGUGAACCUCCCAAAGAGUGUGAUCUUUACGAUCCUCCUAGUUUUGAAGCUGAAGAUAAGUCUGAAUCUAACAGAGGUUGAACCUUUUACAAAAGUGAGUGGAAGUUAAAACUGUUUAAAAGAUUUAUAUUAGAAGAUUAAUUUGGUGUUCAGAGUUGCCACUUGCUCUUCCUCUCCCAGUUGAAUGAGAUUUUUAUAGUACUCGUCAGGGUACUCAAAUGGUACGUGUAUUUAUAAAUUCUAAGGGUCAAUGAUGUACCUGUGAACAGUUGUCUCAUCCUCUAGCAGUUCUUUCCAUUUGAAAUAUUGGGGAAGACGGUAAGCAACCAAGGUAGAACUUGUCACUAUGUGCAGUUUUGAAAGAACUGUAUUUUGGUC